Acomys russatus (golden spiny mouse) is the source of this 671-nucleotide messenger RNA. RefSeq names its product SH2 domain-containing protein 3C-like. Lineage: Eukaryota; Metazoa; Chordata; Mammalia; Rodentia; Muridae. The record is from RefSeq and is a predicted model, not a curated record. Bases 113 to 634 code for a protein of 173 amino acids. The transcript has 2 exons.
UGAGAGGGCAAGAGAAAGGGGAAGGGGUGCGGGGGAGGCCCAUCAACCUUGAUGCCUGGAGCCUGGAACAGCCACAUGUUAGCAAGCCAGGGGCUUUGCACAGCCCGCCAAGAUGACAGAGAUGCCCAAAAAAACCAGCAAAAAGUUCAAGUUCUUCAAGUUCAAGGGCCUUGGGAGCCUUUCCAAUCUCCCUCGGUCCUUUUCUCUGAGACGGUCGUCAGCCCCCAUUAGUCCCCAGUCUCAUGUGGAGCCUGACACUUUUGAAACCACCCAGGACGACAUGGUGACUGUCCCAAAGAGUCCUCCCGCCUAUGCUCGCUCCAGUGACAUGUACAGCCACAUGGGCACCAUGCCUCGCUCUAACAUCAAGAAGGCUUGGAAACAACAGACUAGCCGGAAGGCCCAGGAGGUCAGCCUUGAGUCGCAGCCGGUGCCUGGAGGGCUGCCAGACCCACCACCAGGCUUAGAGGCAGCCAAAGAGGCAGAGGAGGAAACUGAGGUUCCACUGAAGGACACCCCAGGAGCGGGACCCACACCUCCUGCAGUAGAAGCUGACCCUAUGAGGAAGCCUGAAGAUUCUACAGUAGACAAAAAGGAAGAGCAAAUCCCUGGGGAUGUGCGCCCAGAAAGGUAGGUGCCAACCGGGGCAGGGAAGGCAGGACGUGCACAGA